UUAAAUAUUUUUGAUUCAAACAUUUUUUUAAAGGAUACUCAAUGGAAUGAUUUAGAUUAUAUGAACUCAAGUAACGAUUUUACUUACGACCACGAAAACUUUAAAGAUUUACCACAAUUUGUAAAAGAAUUACAUGAAAAAGGAAUGCAUUAUGUUCCACUUAUUGACCCUGGAAUAAGCGCAAGUGAAAUUAAAGGAACUUACCCACCUUAUGAUAUUGGAAUUGCCAUGAAUAUCUUUAUUAAAAACAGUACUGGUCAACCAUUCAUAGGGAAGGUUUGGAAUCGUGUUAGCACCGUUUGGCCUGACUUUACAAACCCAAAAACAGUUGAUUAUUGGACGUUAAUGUUAAAAUCUAUGCAUGAUAAAUUUCAAUAUGAUGGUGCUUGGAUAGAUAUGAAUGAACCGGCUAAUUUCUUAUCUGGUUCGGUUAAUGGAUGUCCAAAUUCCGAUUUAGAAACACCACCCUAUGUUCCUGGAGUCCUUGGAGGACAAUUAAAUUAUAAAACACUUUGUAUGACAGCUCAACAUUACAUUGGGUUACAUUACGACGUUCAUAAUAUAUACGGAUUUUCAGAGGCGAUGGUGACAAAUUUUGCUUUAGCUGAAAUUCGUGGAAAGCGACCUUUUGUUAUUUCAAGAGCUAGUUUUCCAGGACUCGGAAAGUUCGCUGGAAGAUGGAGUGGAGAUGAUUAUUCGUUAUGGCAUGAUAUGAAAUAUUCAGUUCCACAAAUGUUAAGCUAUAGUUUGUUUGGCAUUCCUUUAAUGGGAAGUGAUAUUUGUGGAUUUAAUGGAAACACAACUGUUAGUUUGUGUAAUCGAUGGGUUCAAUUAGGAGCUUUUUAUCCAUUUUCAAGAAGUCAUAACACAGACGAUGGAAUACCACAAGAUCCAGUAUCUCUUGGUCCAGGAGUAACAGAAUCAGCAAGAAAAGCGUUAGAAAUUCGUUAUUCUCUUUUACCGUAUUUAUACACAUUAUUCUGGUGUGCAAAUGUGGAAGGUGAAACUGUCGCUCGGCCUGUUUUCUUUGAAUAUCCCCAAGAUGCGAUGACUUACAACAUUGAUUACAUGUUCUUUUGGGGAUCGGCGGUUUUAAUAAUCCCCGUUUUAGAAGAAAAUAAUCUGUCUGUAGGAAUAUAUUUACCUAAAAAUAUUUGGUACGAUUAUUACACCAAACAAAGAAUAAUUAGUACCGGUGAAAAUAAAACUUUGGCGGCCCCGUUAGAUAUGAUUCCCAUUUUGAUUAAAAGCGGAAGUAUCAUUCCGCAACAACAACCGAAUAAAACUACGACAUUUUCGCGUCAAUCAAAAAUUGAGUUACUUUGUGCACCAGAUAUUAAUAAAAUGGCUAAUGGAAAAUUGUAUUGGGAUGAUGGAGAUUCUUUAAAUGUCGUUGAAGAAAGGAAAUAUUCUUUAUUACAAUUCCAAUUAAAAACUGGAAAAUUAACCAGUGAACCUGUUUGGUGGAAUGAGGUUCAUCCCCCAAAUUUAGGGGCUGUAACUAUUAUGGGGAUGUUUGAUCCGGUUAGAGAAGUGAUGAUUAAUAACGUUUCACAAAGGUUUAAAUACGAUACAAUCUACAAAUACUUAAUCAUUGAUAAUUUAGAUAUCAAUUUUUCAAACGCAAUUGUAAUAACUUGGCAUUAGAGAAACCAAAAAUGAACGUCUCGACGCCCAACAAAAUAUGGAUAAAUAAAGAAUUUAUUUCUUUAAUAAUAAGACUGUUAUGAAUCAUUAUUAUUAGUAUUUUUAAACAAUUAGAUUCAAUCUUUGAAUUUGAAAAAGUAUUUUAGAAAAUAUCUUAUUCCAAUUUAGAUGUUAAAAAUAGAGUGUCUUUAUACUUAAAAGAUCUUGUGUCAUAACAAUUCAUCUAGUUGAUAAAAUGCCAAAGUUUAGUGUUAAUUAACUUAGAUAUUAAAUAAUAAAAUCAACGAAAUCUCGUCAGUAUAAAUAAUGUUUUAAAAAUCUUCAUGUUUUUUGUUUCCUGAUGAAGAACGGUUUUCGAGUGUGAAAUUUACUGUAAACAUAGAGGAUAUUGAGGUUUGCAGAGAUUAUUUUUUUUAUCUGCGAAAAUAAGUUUUAAAUGAGUUUAAAAUAAACACAAAGUAUAAGAAUAAUUUUUGUCAUUAAUGUUUUUAUAUAAUAAUAAUACUUUAUUGACCUAAGAGAUAACUACAUACAAACAAUGAAAUCAGUUAAAGUUCAAUCAGUUUAAGCACCCAUUGAGCUUAAAUACAUUAUUUAAGCUCAAUGGGUGCAAGAGGAGAAAAGGCAAAAAUGCCACUGAUUGUAUCUAAUAAGGUACAGUACAAAACUCAAAAUUCAACAAACACAAAAUUGCACAUUACAAAAAUCUAUCAAACACCUUUUCACGCAAAAGAUUAAGUUUGAACGCACACCUCGCACAACUAAAAACCGGACUCCCAAAAUCGAGCAAUAUGGUACGAAAAUAAACACUGGAAUUUUGAGGACCUAUGAGAAGGAAUGUUUACAAAAAAAAUGUGCCGGCAAUUCAAGUUAUGAACAUAAUUUUACGAUUGAGAUAACGCGGCUUGCAAAAGGUAAUAAGCCGAUAGAUAAAACACAAGUAAUGAACCACAAACCUAUGUCGUAUAUUCAGCCAAUCAACAUCUGAAUUCUGGAUUCGCGGGAAGGCAGGCUGAACCGCCCGCAGCACUUUGACCUCAGCAGAUCUCUUCCAUUCUGCCUGGUCUCUUGCAAUCUCCCACCAACUAGACACCUUGAGGGCCUUACGAUCAUUGUCGACACCAUCUAUCCAACGCGCACAUUUCUUCUUCCCUUCGGUUUACCUGUCAUGACUUUCUGGGUAACCCCCGAAACCGGUAUACGAUACACGUGGCCGGCCCAUCUCAAGCAACUUAUCCUUAUGGUUUCAACUAUAUCGGGGUCCUCGUAAAUCCAACAUAGUUCAAAACAGAGCUGUUACAAGUACAAAGGAAAAGUUCUCCUAGUAACCAGUACAAGUACCGCUAUAAUUAAUUUUAUUCCAAGUAAUAAGUAACAAGUAUUUUUAAAAAGUACUUGGAGUAAUAAGUAAUUUUACUUCAAACUAAAAUUUCAAGUACCCAGUACACAGUAAUUACUCGUUUAAGUACUCCAAUUAUUUUAGUUAUUUACAGUAAAUAAAUGUACUCUAAAUAGCUUAAAACUACUUCCAAUAAGUUAGAAAUUUGUGAGGUUCAUCGUAAAAAUUAUAAAUUAAAAGCCAGUUAUUUACGUUGAUAAAUGUUUUAUUUUUUAAAACAGGAUAAUUCGGUACAACAAUGUUUCAGCUAACAAUCCAUUGAAUCUUCGGGUUAUUUCAUCAAAUUCUAUUGGAUGUAGGGUUGUAGAUAGUUUUCUGUGUAUAAAUUUUAGGAGUGAUUCUUGUUGGGAAAGUCUUUUAUAUUGUAUUCUGAUGUUCUUCUUUAUCAAUUUACGUUCAAUGUCCUCCUGUUGAUUCUUGAAUAUUUUUGGCACUUUGAUUUUGAAUACUUUCGAUGUGACGUUAUGAUAAAUGGCGGCAUGUAGGAAAUUAAUGGUGUCUUUGGUGUUCUGUCAUUGUAUUCUGAUGUAAAUGAUAAAAGACUUUCCCAACAAGAAUUACUCCUAAAAUUUAUACACAGAAAACUAUUUACAACUCUACAUCCAAUAGAUUCAAAGAAAGAUGAUUCAAAAGGCUGGAUUGUCAGCUGAAACAUUAUUGCACCGAAUUAUCCUGUUUUAAAAAUAAAACAUUUAUCAUCGUAAAUAACUGGCUUUUAAUUUAUAAUUUUUACGAUGAACAUCGAAUCACAAAUUUCCAAAUUGCUUAAUGCGGAUUUAUCCGUUUGGAUUCGAACUAUGAGAAGUGCCAUGAACAAACGAGAGACUACCAAAGACAGCAUUAAUUUCCUACAUGCAGCCAUUCAUCAUAACGUUACACCGAAAGUAUUCAAAAUCAAAGUGCCAAAAAUAUUCAAGAAUCAACAGGAGGACAUUGGGCGUAAAUUGAUAGAGAAGAACAUCAGAAUACAAUAUAAAAGACUUUCCCAACAAAAAUCACUCCUAAAAUUUAUACACAGAAAACUAUCUACAACCCUACAUCCAAUAGAAUUUGAUGAAAUAACCUGAAGAUUCAAUGAAAAAAUACAUUACUUUCAGUAGAUCGAUUCAGAUGCUUGAUUGUCAGAGAUUGUUUAAUUUUUUCUAGCUUUAUUUUAUAAUAAUAUAUAAUUUAUAAUGAUAUAAUACUGGGAAGAAGGUAUUCGUAAUAGGUAUGUUGAUCUCCUUGAAGAAAAUCAAGGGUUUCUGCUAUUGAUUUCAUUAUUUUUAUGUAUUCCUCCAAAAACAAAAAAACCUUCUGAGUAGGUCAAUGUCGAAAUUAAUAGUUUGUCACAGAGUUUAUCCAGUUUUUUUUUGCACAACGAAAUUUGUUUUGUGGCAUCAUAUAAAGAGUUCCGUCUGGUUACACCAGGAUAACUCAGUGUGUGACCCAAAAUUUUAUAAAUUAUUUCAACAGAUUUUGGUCUUCUAGCCUUUUUUCACAACUUCGAACAAAUUUAUUAAAAACAAAACUGUUUUUGCUUUUUAAUUGAAAAUUUUGUAGUAGAGAGUUAUUACAGUCUGUUGUAGCAAUUAAAUUUAAUGUAUGUGAGGCGCAUCGAAGAUGUUUCGAUAAAUAAAAAAAAAAAACACUAGCAAAUUGUAAAUCUGAAACAAUUUCAGUUUCUUCGCCUACAUUUUCUAAAUCUGGUAUUAAUGCCUCAGUUUCG
Onthophagus taurus is the source of this 4754-nucleotide messenger RNA. NCBI's taxonomy places the organism in Eukaryota, Metazoa, Arthropoda, Insecta, Coleoptera, Scarabaeidae. The record is from RefSeq and is a predicted model, not a curated record.